CUCAUUCGAUUCCCAGCAGUCGAAGCACGCAGACGCAACCGCUGCGAUCGUCGCGAGAUAUUUGUGUUCGAUCAUUGUUUUCGUAUCGUUCGGGUUAACCACGUUCGUUGAGUGUCGUGUCGACUUGUGUUUACCGUUGUGCAGUGUUAAACUAUUUACGCUUUGUCUUGUGGGUGCAGCACCCCCACCACCCAGCCACCCACUACACAUACGCACUGUCAAGUUUUGUGGUGCCCAAAAGUAAUCAAAUGACACGUGCUUGAAAUACACAUUUUACUAUCCAUCAGUGGCGGCCGAAACAACAACAAAAGCAUAAGCCAAACUUGGGAUUACCUCGGCAUUGUUUAUACAGGAAAGCGGCAUGUCCUUUCAGCGUAGCUACAGCAAGGUCUGGUGGGGAUCCGAGCAGUCCUCCCUGACCAGCGGCGGUUUCUAUUCGAGCUUCAGCGGCGGGAGCAGCACAUCCAGCACAUCCAACUACCCACAAAGACAGCCAGCAUCCCUCGGCCCCCUGGGCAAUCUGUCCUGCAUCCAGGAGGUGGAGGACGAGCAGAACAGCUCCAAGCUAUCCUGGCACAAGCACGAUAGCCCCGGCAGUCUGCGCAGUCAGGAUUCGGGCUUCUCGGACAAUGAGGAAUCGCAUCAGUUGCAGCAUCAGCAGAACUUAUCCCCGCCAUCGCCACAAUCCGAUAAGCAGCAAACGCCCGCGGCCACGCCCACAUCCGUACAUUCGGUGGCCACGCCCCCAACUGUGGUGCGCCGAGUGGGCAACUCGUCGUUCUACUCGCCGCUGAUCAGUGUCACGCGCCGAAUUUCCUUCACCAGCGGCCAGAUUACGCCCAAGACGAGGUCGGGAGAUGAGGAUGCCGAGGAUGCGGAACUGGAGGCGAGUCGGAGUCGUCUGUUCGAGCAGCUGGAUAGCAUGAAGCUGGACGAUGGAGAGGCAGAGGCCGAGGAGGAUUCACCACCGCGUCCGGCCAUAAGACGCCGCAGGCGUCUGAUGCGUAAACCCAUGCCGGAACCGGAAGCGGCUUCGGCCAGCGAGGAGGAGGAAGUGGUCAUAGCACCACCACCACCGCCGCCGUACAACAAUGAAACUGUUUACUUGGGUGAGGCGCCACCGCCGUACAACAAUGAAACGGUGACUUUUGGAGCCACCGAGCAGGAUGAAAGCCUCCAGCAGCAACCUUCCCCCUUAAGAGUCAGAUCCUUGCGUUUCACAGCUAGCACCAGCACACCAAAAAGUGGGUCCAAGAUUGCGAAACGGGGCAAGAAGCACCCAGAACCCGUGGCCAGUUGGAUGUCGGAACAGCGCUGGGCCGGCGAACCGGAGGUGAUGUGCACCCUGCAGCACAAAUCGAUUGCGCAGGAGGCAUACAAGAACUACACCAUCACCACCAGUGCGGUUUGCAAGUUGGUCAGGCAACUGCAGCAGCAGGCUCUGUCGCUCCAAGUCCACUUCGAGCGGAGCGAGCGGGUUCUCAGCGGACUGCAGGCCAGUUCUCUGCCAGAAGCCCUUGCCGGAGCCACCCAGUUGCUGUCCCACCUGGACGACUUCACCGCCACUCUGGAGCGACGAGGUGUGUUCUUCAACGAUGCCAAGAUCGAAAGGAGACGCUAUGAGCAGCACUUGGAGCAGAUCCGAACGGUGAGCAAGGAUACGAGGUACUCGCUGGAGCGACAGCACUACAUCAAUCUCGAAUCCCUGCUGGACGAUGUACAGCUCCUGAAGCGUCACACUCUGAUCACCCUGCGUUUGAUCUUUGAGCGACUGGUUCGCGUCCUGGUGAUCAGCAUUGAGCAGAGUCAAUGUGAUUUGCUAUUGCGGGCCAAUAUAAAUAUGGUAGCCACCUUGAUGAACAUUGACUACGAUGGAUUUGCAUCGUUAUCCGAUGCCUUCGUCCAAAACGAGGCAGUGCGAACCCUGCUCGUCGUUGUGCUGGAUCACAAGCAGAGCUCCGUGAGGGCCUUGGCACUCCGGGCUCUGGCCACCUUGUGCUGUGCUCCCCAAGCGAUCAAUCAACUGGGCAGUUGUGGAGGCAUCGAAAUUGUAAGGGACAUCCUGCAGGUGGAAUCCGCCGGCGAGAGAGGAGCCAUCGAGCGAAGGGAGGCAGUUUCGCUGCUGGCCCAGAUUACCGCCGCUUGGCACGGAUCGGAGCACAGGGUUCCGGGUCUGAGGGAUUGUGCUGAGAGUUUGGUAGCCGGUCUGGCCGCCCUCCUGCAGCCGGAAUGCUGCACCCAAACGCUGCUCCUCUGCGCCGCUGCCCUGAACAACUUGAGCCGCAUGGAGGCCACCUCCCACUACUCCAUCAUGUCCAACGAGGCCAUCUUCCGGCUGAUUGAUACCCUGGAGCACCAGACUUGCGGCACAAGCGUCUUUCUCUACGAGCAAAUCGUUGGGAUGCUGCACAACAUGUCGCUGAACAAGAAGUGCCACAGCCACUUGGCCAACGGCGUCAUCAUAAAUUUCAUCACGUCCGUGUACCAAACGGAAUUCUACCAAACCUACGGCUCACGUGCGGAAAGCGAUGCCCAGCGCCGCACCAUCAAGACCAUUCUGCACACCCUGACCCGGCUGGCCAGCGAUUCGCCGACCCUCGGAGCAGAGCUCCUGGAGCAGUGGCAUCUGCCGGACCUGCUGCGUCAAUCCCUGGCCCUUAAGCCCGCCAAUUCGCAGCAGCAGCAGCACCUGGACAGCAGCUACGGCGGGGACAUAUCCCAGUUAGCGCGACAAUUGCUCCGUGCCCAUGGACAGGAGCAGCAGCUGCUGCAGGCUACUCCGGCGCCAGGCGGAUCCUUCUCCAGUGGCCACCAGACGCCCGAGGCACAAACCCAGACCAAUUCCAGUGGCAUGUCCAGCUCCGGCAGCAAAACCAAGGCCAAAUCGUCGGCGUCGCCGCUGCUCAAAUUCAAUUUAACACGUCAGGAGAGUUUCGUCUAGUUUUCACCACCUGAGGAGGGAUGGGCAUGCUCCAAGAACUCAGUGGAGCUGCACAGAGAGAAAUCCAUGACCAAGUUGUACAUUGUCAUCUUACUCACGUAUACUGUUAAUAUUAUUGUUAAUAUUAGCUGCUAUAUAUUAAACCUUUGACUUCUUUCCGAUUAAGCUGCAAUGGUUAGCUUAAUAGUUUAUCAGUCCAAUCAAAAGACACCAAAUUUUCUCUCUGUGUGGACACGUUCUCCGGCCGGACACAAGCCGGAAGCUCAGACGUGCGUCAAGUGUUAUUACUUUGUCUAGAAUGUUGCGUGACCCGUUUGGACUCGCUCCCUUAGUCGCUUAUCCUUGCUGUAUCCUUGCUGCUGGAUGUAAACGAAGUAAUUUUUAUAUUUCCACUCAGGCAAACAAAACAAACGGAGAGGCGGAGCGAGAUGCCAAAUAAAUAGGAAUACAAUUUUUGUUUAGUUGUUUUUAUUUAUUUUUGGUUUUUUUUUUUUUUUUUUUGCUUCUGUUGCCGAGGCAACUUUUGGCAUUCUUGUGUGCUUAUAACAAAAAUGCUCUUAAAGCACUGUUUCACUCGGCAGCCAGAUUUAUUUUAUGUUUCAGUUGAUGCAAAUGCAAGCUUGACAUUUUGCAUUCUUCUUGUAAAUAUUUUCGCAAAAAAUCCUUAAACUAAACCCCAUACGGCUGGCAACUUAAAAACCAAAAACUCGGAAAAUUCCUUAGCUGUAGCGAAGUCCUUUGUGCCAAAUAAAAUGAAAAAGAAAUUCGAAAUAUUUAUUUCUUCUGAACUUCGAGCAAUUAUAUUGCAUAACAUUGUAUUAUAUACGUAUAUGUAUUUACGCUUUUCACCAAUGUUUGGAGUAAUUUCUAAGUUUAGUAUAAGAUUAUUGAAGCCACGUUACAAUUACAAAUAUGUCGCUUAAAUAAAAUCAAGAUGUGUUUAAAC
Messenger RNA from Drosophila melanogaster (fruit fly), 3887 nucleotides. RefSeq names its product inscuteable (gene insc). The record is from RefSeq and is marked reviewed. The coding region runs from base 362 to 2941 and encodes 859 amino acids. The transcript has 4 exons. Gene Ontology annotation, biological process: asymmetric cell division. NCBI's taxonomy places the organism in Eukaryota, Metazoa, Arthropoda, Insecta, Diptera, Drosophilidae.